GCACGCACGCUAGCCUUCCUCUCUCCCGAAAACUACCGGACUGUUUUCCGGCAGCAACUCACACCAUGACUCCGGGAACUUUAAUUCUUGAGUGCUUUGCUCUGGUUCUGUUGUGCUUUGUGGAACGAUUGUCCGCUUUCGGGUAUUACAGUCACAGUGAAAGUCAUCAAGGAGAUGGAGCUAAUAAGCUCCUGUUAAUUUUAGUGGAUGGUUGUCGAUGGGAUUAUCCGGAUCAGGACAGUGCCGGACUUCCAGGAUUCAGGAAACUAGCUGAGAAUGGAGUCCGGGCACCGUACGUGACCCCAAUUUUUCCGUCUAAUUCAUAUCCGAAUUGGUAUACAAUUAUGACAGGACUGUAUGCGGAGAGCCACAGCUUUGUGCAGAACAUGAUGUAUGACCCUCAUUUCGGUGACUUCUUCUUAAUGGGCCCUAAUGACACAGCCUCGGUUCCGCAUUGGUGGGACAGUGCGGAACCUUUGUGGAUUACUGCGGAAAAGAAAGGACUGCGCUCGGCGCUCUACUGGUGGGAUGGAUGUCAGGUUGAAAUACGCGGCAGAAAACCUACAUUUUGUCGCAAAUACAAAUACGUGGGAUACGCUUGGCCCACAGUCAACGAAGAUACUCGAGAAGCUCUAUUAUCUGCUCUUCAGUUAUUGGGCAAUAAUGAAAUGCAAUUAGUACAGAUUUAUUAUGAACCAGUGGAUUUCUAUGGUCACAAAUACGGCCCAAAUUCUAUAGAGAGAAAAAAAGCGGUAAAGGAUAUCGACGAUCUGUUGGAUUUAGUGCAGAGAGAAAUGGCAGGUAGAGGGCUCUUGAAUAAGGUUAAUCUGGUGGUUGUAUCGGAUCAUGGAAUGACAUCUACAGAUUCCAGAGGAUUAAGUGUGAUCAAUUUGCAACAGCUCAUAGACAUGGACGAUAUUCAAUACAUGAUUUAUUACGGGGCGACUAGCAUGCUACUGCCUUACGAAGGCAAACUGGAAAAAGUAUACGAUGCUCUGAAAGGCAUUCCAGGCCUGCAUGUUUAUUUGAAGAGGGAAAUACCAGAGCAUUAUCAUAUAAAACACAACAGACUAGUAUUACCAAUUCUUCUAGUGGCUUCCAAAAAUUAUUAUAUUCGAGGAUUGGAUAUUCCAGGGAAAAGUAUUCCAACAGGAUCUUCCAUAUCACUCGGGUCCCAUGGAUACGAUCCAUACGAAGUUCCUGAUAUGAGGGGUAUAUUCUUUGCCCGAGGACCAGGUCUGAAAAAGAACUAUAUAUCACCUCCUCUUCAAAUGGUGGAUAUUUAUGGCAUUUUAUGUGAACUUUUAGGCAUUCAGCCGUUGCCAAAUAAUGGCACAAAAAGCGUAACAAAAGGAAUCGUUGCUCUUCCCCUUUCUUCAGCAAAUAGACUUUCCCAAGCCAGUGUGGACGUUACAACUGGUGUUUGUGUUAUUUUAUACAUAUUUCUAUCCAAAUAUCUAUCCUUUCUGACGUGACAGAAUCCGGAAAUAUCAUUUUAUACGUUGUUUUUAAUGCAUAUUCAGGAAUUUAUCAUAUGUAUAUAUCUACAUCAUGUAUGAAAAUGAUGUUGGGAAAUGUAAAAUCUCUGCUGAGCAAUUAACCACAAAUAAUUCUUUAUUUUAAUUAUUUA
This is a messenger RNA of Argiope bruennichi, 1630 nucleotides long. RefSeq names its product glycerophosphocholine cholinephosphodiesterase ENPP6-like. The transcript has 8 exons. Lineage: Eukaryota; Metazoa; Arthropoda; Arachnida; Araneae; Araneidae. The coding region runs from base 66 to 1475 and encodes 469 amino acids. The record is from RefSeq and is a predicted model, not a curated record.